AAUCGGCUCUAUCUUCUCCUCCUUGUCUGCAGGAUUUCCCACGAACCGACUGCAAUUUCACGUGUCCGUCGCCCAUCGGAAGGAAACGAAACUACUACGAUUAACACAACAAAAUCAAAAUCUCGCAUCCCCAUCCAAGCCACACCUAGUUGUUCAUACGACGAUCCGUCUUCAGGCUUCUGCAGAGGGAGAAAAAGUAUCAAACGCGAGGGCUAUCUCAAAAGAAUGACGGAGGAUGGUUGCCCUAGGGUUUCGUCUGGUGAAUCCACUGAAUCAUCGGCGACGAAGCCGAGGAGAAAGAGAAAGUGGGAUCAGCCUGCAGAAUCCUUGGUGUCUGCAGGAAUUGCUGUACCUGGUAUUCUUUCAUUAAGCAACAUGGGAUCUCUUGCUGCAGUAACUCUUCCAGGUGUUGCAACAACAACUGGUGCUCUUGUGGUAAAUCCUCUUAUAGCUGGCUCUGUGUCGAUACCACAUGCACUUCAGGCACCUUUAAUACAGCCACACGCCUCUGUGGUUGUCCAAAAGAUAAAUCAACCUAAAAUUCAAGACGAGUUGAUUGCUCGAGAGAUUGUCAUAAAUGAUGCUGAUUCUGCUGUUCGGUACAAGCUCACAAAACGUCAAACCCAAGAAGAGAUCCAAAAGUUGACUGGUGCAAUAGUAAUAACUAGAGGCAAAUAUCGUCCUCCUAAUGCACCUCCUGAUGGCGAAAAACCACUCUAUCUCCACAUUUCUGCUGGUGCACAUUUGGAGACAACAGUGGAACGGAUUAAAGCAGUUGAUCAUGCGGCUGCCAUGGUUGAAGAGAUGCUGAAACAAGUGUCUAUCAACAACUGUGGAAAGGUUACUCAUGCUGUGAGCACGUGUGUGUAUCUGGGCUUUGAAGCAGAUCCAUCAUUGAAUAUUGCUGCUCGUAUUCGUGGACCAAAUGACCAGUAUGUAAAUCACAUUAUGAAUGAAACAGGAGCAACUGUCUUACUAAGAGGACAUGGUUCAGGGAAUCCUGAAAGCGCAUCCAGUGAAGAAGUACAGCAGCCACUGCAUUUAUUCUUGUCAAGUAACAAUCCAAAAAGUCUUGAAAAUGCUAAGCUUUUGGCUGAGCACCUGUUGGAUACAAUCAGCAGAGAAUGCGGCACUUCCAGGGUCUCAUCAAACAAGGUGUAUGGUGCUGUUCCACCCCCACAACAGUUGUUGGCUGGAUUUCGGAGUUAUGGGAAUGAGGCUACUCCAAAUAAUAGUUCAGAUACUAGUUUGAUGUCAUCAACUCUGAAUGAUGCAGCAAUUCCACCUGCUUCUUCAGCCACACAUCCAGUCGCCAGUACUGCCCUUCAACAGGGUACUUCCUCACAACUGACGGGAAUGAGCUGUGGCAAUUCUCAAUCGAACAUGGUUUGCUAUCCUCAGCCAUCAUUUGCCGGUGGAACGAGCUAUAAUGGAUACGGUGGCAUAUAUCCCCAAGCCACACCUUUACAGCAAGUUGCCUUGGCCCUUAGACAGUCACCCUCUCUAGUAAAUUCCACAGUUGCUCCUGCAACAACUAAAGCUAGCACUGCAAUAAAUUCUAGUGAGAGCUCAUCUUCUGAGAAGGAGAAACGGCCUCCACAGAAACGAAAGUUUCAGGAGUUGCCAGUUACUUCAAAGGGGCAUGCCGACCCCCAUCAGAACUCAUUGCAGGGACCAGAAUUUCUAGAGUCAGGCGAAUCGACAUCAGAGUUGGGUGUAAGAAAUGUUUCAACAAUGCCAGCUCCAAAAAAGUUGGCGCAACCAUCAACCAAGGGGAUGCCUCUGCCGCCACCUUCCAGGAUAAUACUGCCUCCACCACCAUCUCUACAGCCACCCAGGAGCAUGCCUCCACCUCCACCAAAAUUCAGUUCACCAUCACCUUCCUCAAAAGCUCCUGAGAAGAGUGUUCUGAAUAAAUCAAGUCCCCAAGCUGUACCUGAUACUUUGAUCAAGCUGAUGGAAUACGGAGAGGAAGACGACGACCCUGAUGAAGUGGUUGAUGAACCAUAUAAGAGUAAUUCAAAUGGAUUGGCGCCUCCGAAACCAUUCUGGGCUGUAUGAGCAUUAAGUUGCUUUUAAUUGGGUGAUAUUGGCAGGUCGGACUGUUUGGAACCUAGUUUAGCGAGAUGUUUUGACUGUUGUUCAAUUGGGAGCUCGGUAACUGCACUAAGCGUACACUGCCUAUUAGUCAGAAGCCUGAAGGCUGGGUGUUUGAAAUCAAGAUGCAUCAGUAAUUGUCCGCUGUAUAAUAUAACAAGUGAGGUCGCUUGCUGGCUGAGGCAGAAGCUUGGGGAAGCCCUGUUUUGGUCUUCUUUUUGGCAUUCAACCGAAUCUACCCACCCUUUUUUUGCUUUUGUUUUUGCAUUCUCAGCUCUUUGAUUAUUAAUUUGGAGGUCUGGAAGAGCAGCACGAUUGUGAAGUAGUAAGGGUCUAGAUGUGAUUCGCUGUAACUUGAGAUUUAGUUGCUGAUUAGCCACACGAAAUCGUCUGUAAUGCUACAACGUUUGGUAUGCAAGGUCGCUGUUGUAGGGGGUGAAUUUCCUCUUA
This is a messenger RNA of Diospyros lotus (date-plum), 2547 nucleotides long. RefSeq names its product protein RIK. Bases 226 to 2061 code for a protein of 611 amino acids. NCBI's taxonomy places the organism in Eukaryota, Viridiplantae, Streptophyta, Magnoliopsida, Ericales, Ebenaceae. The transcript has 12 exons. Gene Ontology annotation, molecular function: RNA binding. The record is from RefSeq and is a predicted model, not a curated record. Gene Ontology annotation, cellular component: nucleus.